GCAGACGGACGCUUCGUCCAUCGUGCUGUACAAGUUGGUCGAUUUGAAAGGUAGCCGUGAACAGUUCUGCUCCCGAAUAAUUGAACAACGCGACAUCUUUUCGAACAGGUGGAGGCUUACUGGUGGACAUGAUGAAACGGGCAACGCAGACGAAACAAUACGCCGAACUGGAUCACGCUUUGCGCACCAAAGUGGAGCCGUAUUUGUACAACAAGGGAAAAGGGAAAUGGAUCCCGAUCGAGAAAUUGGUUCUGCUGCGCAACAAAGACAGACCGAAGCAUAGAAUGCUUCCGCCGUUAAGAGCUAUGGAGAACCCAGGCGAUUACGAUAUAGACAAAGACAUGGGCACGGAGGAAGUAGACGAGACGAAAAUAGAUCUUUCUUGUCUCCGUUAUAAUCUUUCUUACGUCGCAGACAAAACCAAGUACAGGUUGGUCUGUUGGAGUUUGGGCGAACGAGGCGCGGUCGGAGAAACGAUUCUGCACUUGUGCAUGCUGCACGCGACUGCUAUUCACAUCGAUCUGGCGAAACGCUUGCUGCGUUUUUAUCCGAAACUCAUCAACGACAUAUACAUGUGCGACGAGUAUUACGGCGAAAGCGCGCUGCACAUCGCUAUAGUGAACGAGGACCCGGCUCUGGUCAAGUUGCUCCUGGACAGCGGCGCAGACGUCCACGAGAGGUGCUUCGGGAACUUCAUGUGUCCAGAAGACCAGAAAUCUUCGCGAUCCGACAGUAUGGAUCACGAGUGGGUGUGCGUCGCGCCAGAGACGAACUACAGCGGGUACGUCUACUGGGGCGAGUACCCUUUGAGUUUCGCGGCCUGUCUGGGCCAGGAAGAAUGUUACAGAUUGAUUUUGGCGAGAGGAGCAAACCCGGACAAACAAGACACGAACGGCAACACCGUUCUGCACAUGCUGGUCAUCUACGAGAAAUUGAGCACGUUCGACAUGGCGUACGAGAUGGGCGCGUCUCUGGGGAUCAGAAACGCUCAGCACCUGACGCCGCUGACGCUAUCGGCGAAACUGGCUAGAAUUGAAAUGUUUUUCCACAUUCUGAACAUCGAGAGAGAAAUUUACUGGCAAAUCGGGAGCAUUACCUGCGCGGCGUAUCCUCUCUCGCAAGUGGACACCAUCGAUGUUACCACGGGGACCAUCAGUCACAAUUCGGCCCUGAAUCUGGUCGUGUUCGGUGAAAAGGACGAGCAUUUGGAACUAAUGGACGGAAUUCUAAUCGACCUGCUAAACGCAAAAUGGAACACCUUCGUCAAAUCUCGAUUUUAUCGUCAAUUUUUCCUCUUCUGUUUCUAUUUUGUCCUAUCCUUGAUCAGUUUUACCCUCCGGCCGGGACCUUCUACGGUGUCCGAUGACGUCACGACCACCACCUACGCCGAGACUACCGAAUUGUUCGCGUCCGAUGGAUUUCCCGCGUCGCCGACAUCGACACCGAGGUCGUCCGUUCCGACCCAGUUUGCGGACGAUGCUAUCGCGACCGAAACCUCGGCGUAUCAUCGAGACGCGAAUCUUUCCGAGAUAGUCGAGAGACUCGUAACUGCCAGUUUCGACGGGACCCUGAGAUCUUCUUUGAACGUGACGCCGUUCUUCCUCGAGAAACUGAAGCUCCGUGUUGUUUCCGAAGUAACGUCCACGCUAAGGAACGCGUUGUCGGCCAGCAGAAACGGCGACGAUGAUUUUCAGGCGUUCGCACCUGUAACGAAAAAUGCAACGAUCAGAGAUCUUGGAGGCAAGACGGAGUCGUUGCUCUACUCCGGCACCGACUCCGGCUCCGAUUAUGUCACCGGUAGCAAUUGGUGGAGCAACAUUACCCAAGAGUGCAGGCUUAUGCAGCUGGCGAGCAUAUCGGCGAAGUUUCGAAUAACCGCCGAACUGUUGAUGGAAAUCGCGGCGACGCUGUACAUUCUCGCCGCGCUGAGGGAAGCCAGGUUCCUCGGUCUCGGCAUGUUCGUGGAGAAUCUAAUGACCGCACCGUCGCGAGUAAUGUUCCUCUUCUCUUGUUGCAUACUACUAUCUUUCCCAUUCCUGAGACUAAGCUGCGCCGACCGAGUCGAAGACAUGCUGGCGGUCGUAGUCAUGCUGACCACCGCGCCCUAUUUUCUGUUCUUCUGCAGAGGCUUCAAGACGGUCGGGCCUUUCGUCGUCAUGAUCUACCGAAUGAUCAUGGGCGAUCUCUUGCGCUUCGUUUCCAUUUAUUUGGUUUUCGUGAUGGGAUUUUCCCAAGCCUACUACAUCAUAUUUCUGUCGUUCGACAAUCCUAAUACGCCGGAAGGCGUCGACGACUCGAUGAACAACCCGAUGCCGUCCCCGAUGGAGAGCGUGAUGGCGAUGUUCUUGAUGAGCAUGACGAACUUUGGAGACUAUUACAGCGCGUUCGAAAGAACGGAGCACGAGAUGGAAGCCAAGUUUCUCUUCGUUCUGUACAUGGCGAUCGUGGCGAUCCUUCUCGUAAACAUGUUGAUCGCUAUGAUGGGGAACACGUAUCAGAAGAUCGCGGAAACUAGGAACGAAUGGCAGAGACAAUGGGCGCGCAUAGUUUUGGUGGUGGAGCGAGGAGUGAGUCCGGAGGAGAGGCUGAAAAAGUUGAUGGAUUAUUCGCAGCCGAUGUCGGACGGUCGCAAAGCUUUGGUGCUUCGUCUGAAUCAAUCGGAAGAGGAUAAAGAGGAAAUGAAGGAGAUCUUAGAGAUGAAGAGGACCCACGACAAGCUGUACCAGAAGCGACUAAAUAAAACGGCAAACAGGAAGGCUUCGCGACAACCCGAAGACAGCGUUACGAUACCGAUAUCAUAAAAAUAAAUAAAUAAAGUAGUAUAUUA
Messenger RNA from Megalopta genalis, 2827 nucleotides. NCBI's taxonomy places the organism in Eukaryota, Metazoa, Arthropoda, Insecta, Hymenoptera, Halictidae. The record is from RefSeq and is a predicted model, not a curated record.